AUGAAAUUAAAAUAUUUUCUUUCGAUUUUUAAAAUAAUUACCUUAAAACAUGUCGUCAAUAUAAUUGGAAACAUAACAGUGUCUACUAAUUUUGUUCAUUUUCAAAAUCGAUUGCCAAAUAAUAAAUAUUUAUUAACAAAUGACAAUAAUGACAAUGAUCCAUUUUUAUUCAAUUAUAAACAUGUACCAUCGAUAAAAAAAAAUGAACAAUCCUUCUUACAGCUAAAUAUGAAAUAUAAUACUCAAGAAAAUAAUGAAGAAAAUGAUGAUAAUGACGACGGAAAUGAUAAUGAUGAUGACGAAAAUGAUGAAAAUAGCUCCACUUCCAAUUCAAAUUCAAACGAUAAUGAUGACGACGAAGAAGAAAUCCCCCCUACCAAUAAAUUUAAUGUUAAAAAUAGUAUUUUUAAAAAUGUAAAGAAACUUGCAAAUAAUGCCCAUAAUAAGCACAAAAAGAAACAUCAUCACAAAAAAAAAAACCAUCAAGGCGUUAUUUCGAAUGAUGCCAUCCAACCAAAUAGUGCUCCAUCUAAUGUAGUUCAACCAAUUGGUGUUGCAUCUAAUGUAGUUCAGCCCAAUAGUGCUCCAUCUAAUACAGUUCAACCAAUUGGUGUUGCAUCUAAUGUAGUUCAGCCAAAUAGUGUUGCGUCUAAUGUAGUCCAACCACCUGGUGUUACAUCUAAUAUAGUCCAACCACCAGGUGUUAAAUCUAAUAUAGUUCCACCAGCUGGUGCUCAAGAUGCUAGGAAUUUGAUAAAUCAAAAUGUGGUUAACCCUAAUGCUUUAAAUUUAAAUAAUAAUAUCAACAAUAACAAUGUUGGGGCAAAUGUUAAUAAUACAAUAGCAGCUGUUUUAUCUACGGCUGUUGCCCCAAAUAAUAAUAACAAUGUAAACAGUUCAAAUCAAGGGCCCUCAAAUCAGAGUAUAAAUAAUUCAAAUGGUGCUAUUCCAGUUUCUGGAGAACAAAAUAAAAAUGAUAUAUUUUCAAACAUAAUGAAUAAUAAUAAUAAUUUCAAUACCACUGAAAUGAUAUGCAAUUCAAUUAAUUGUACACCAUUAACUAAUGAUAAUAAAGAAAAAAUUCCAUUAAAUGAAUGCACAAAUGUAACAUAUUGUGGAAAUUGUCCUAUAUAUAGUAGCCCUAAAGAUCAGUGGGGUAGUAUGAAAAAUUUACAAGAGGAUAAUAUAAUAAUUUCAUCUGGUUUUGUCGAUAUGGCCGAUCUUGUUGGGAAAAAUAAUCUAAUAAAUAUUCCAUUUCGUUGGGACAAGGUAUCAUUUGAUUUCUCCAAAUGUGUACCUGAUUUAUAUAAAUUGAGAUUGACAUCCACGGAAUUACAAAAUAAAGAUAUAGCUGGACUAUAUAAACAGUUAUAUCGAUUUGCAAAUUUCUAUUUGUAUGCUACGAAAACCGUACAAGAUAAUAACAUGGGUGCACUAAAUAUAUCCAUUAAUAUAAAUAAUAGAAAUAUAAAUGGAUUAAAAACAAAUGAACAAUUACAGACAGAACAAAAUUCAACAUCAACAUGCCCUUUAAAUGUGAAUAAAAUGGCAGUGUCCAAUAUUUCCCCAACCCAAACCUUAGUGUUUUAUCAACGCUUGUUUGUUCCCAGUGACAGUCAGGUAAUAGAUAGUAAUGCUUUCAAUAUAGAAAUAACAAAUGAUCAAGGUUAUAUUGCACAAAAUUAUUAUUUUUAUGCAAAAAUUACUUGCCCUAAAACAGACAUAAGCAUAGAAAAUGAAAUAAGUUCUAUGAUUCCCAAUAAAACUGGAGAAUUACAAGGUAACACAAAUAGUCAAACAAAUAUACAACAAAAUUCUAUUUUAAAAAAUGGUGCUCUCGCAGGAACACAAUUAUUAAGCAUUAAUGAUAAUAACAAUAACAAUAACAUAAAUUUUAUGAAAUAUAGAAACUCCGAUAGCAAUAAUAAAUUGAGUUAUAUCAUAUUUUUCCUUUCAAUAGUUACAUAUUUUGUGUUUACAACAUCAUUUUAA
Plasmodium vinckei vinckei is the source of this 1992-nucleotide messenger RNA. Its product is annotated as conserved Plasmodium protein, unknown function. The record is from RefSeq and is a predicted model, not a curated record. NCBI's taxonomy places the organism in Eukaryota, Apicomplexa, Aconoidasida, Haemosporida, Plasmodiidae. The transcript has 5 exons. Bases 1 to 1992 code for a protein of 663 amino acids.